AUGUCCGACACCUUUAAAGCGCCACCUCCCCGACGGUCGUUCACCCUUCCCACCAACCUGAACCAAUCCACCCAACGCAGAUCCGACUCGUUCAAACCAUCCGAGAAUGAUAUCUUUUAUCACCCAUCGGCAAAAGUCGUUCACUUUUCCCCUAGAUCUAUAGUGCCGAUUCCCUCUAGUACUGCGCCUUCUGACUUUGACUACCCCGUCGAUACCAUCGAGACCCUGCCGUGGCGAUCCCCGACAGAGCGAACGGUCGCGUUUGCGCCACUGAGGUUGGAGAAGGUAUAUGGAUCGACUGUGUUCCUGAAAUGUGGCAGCGUGGUCCACGCGAUCCUAAAGAACUCUCAGUGUUGGUGCGUGGACAGAGAAUCCACGUUUGUCUUGCGCAUCCGCCCCCUCACAUACUACCGGAUCGAGUUGCCGAACGAAACCGAGGAUGACAAAGAGCUUGUUAUUCAGAUGAAGCAGGCUUUACCAAAAAUUCUUCGCUACGAAGUCACACCAUGCCCCUUCAAACGUGGGUUCACGGUUGAAAUUCCCGAGGAGGCGAAAGUUCCCCGACGCAAGAAAGCAUGGCGCCCCAAAGGACGAAGAGAAAGUGCUCCUAUACAGCCGACGUACUGCCGGGAGCCCCUUGAUUCAAAAGGAAUCGCCACGCCAGAUUCAUUUAGUGCAGGCGAGGAUACAGACGAGACCGCCACCGACGGCAGCGGUUUCACCCCGAGAGGUAGUAGUACGAAACUGGAGACAAUCCCGGAUGAUCACGAGCAAUUACCAGAGCCCAUCAGUAUACCCGCAUCGACUAUGCCAAGGCGAUCAGUGAGUGAGGUGCAGCAAAGCUUCCAGACCUUGCUGGGAAAGUUUGAAGACACGCCUGAGCCUCAGGAUGGACCGGAAUUGCCACUUUCGUCAAGUGUUGACUCGUUUCACUCAAUGGAUCUUGCGCCAGAACCCUAUUUGACACCACUGUCUCCUACAUCACCGGACGACAGACAGUUGGCGCAAGAAAAACUCCAAGAAGUGCAGGAACCGUCGAAUAGAGAGGAGCUCGAAAGUCAAGAUACCCUGAAACCGCCGUUCAAUAGAGAGGAAAGCACAGACCAGAUGUUCACUCCUGUACAAAGCUUAAGCCCAGAACAGAACUUUAUAUUACCCCGGACACCGGGAUCAUUCUCCAGCAAUAGCAGCGCAAAGUCUAAUGAUUCCAACCCGAACCUUACUACCAUGAGCAUUGAAUUCCGCCGCCGCUCAAAAGCGUCGCGCGAGCGGGAAAUAUCACCAAUGCCCCCGACAUCUACACUAAUCCUCGCCAAUCCAGAGAAACACGAUGCUGCCUCCUUAAUUCAGAAGACAGCCACACUGGUUUUAGUACCACCUAUUCAACUACUCAUCGUCUUGAUCCAUAUUGCCGCACGAAUUGUUAUAGGCCCGGGGAUUGACUCCCCUGUCGGAAACUUUCAUCGAAAACUCGAACGUCAGGCCUCUUAUUCAAAUGAGGCCGUGGAUGAUUACGAUCUUCCACUUGCACCGGAGUUCUCAAGAAAGCCGUCGGUUUCAGAUCAGAGUCACAUCGGUUCGGAUUCGGGCUAG
Messenger RNA from Aspergillus puulaauensis, 1593 nucleotides. RefSeq lists its product as uncharacterized. The transcript has a single exon. The record is from RefSeq and is a predicted model, not a curated record. Lineage: Eukaryota; Fungi; Ascomycota; Eurotiomycetes; Eurotiales; Aspergillaceae. Gene Ontology annotation, cellular component: extrinsic component of intraperoxisomal membrane. The coding region runs from base 1 to 1593 and encodes 530 amino acids. Gene Ontology annotation, biological process: peroxisome inheritance.